Messenger RNA from Malania oleifera, 1930 nucleotides. RefSeq lists its product as uncharacterized. The record is from RefSeq and is a predicted model, not a curated record. The transcript is spliced from 4 exons. Lineage: Eukaryota; Viridiplantae; Streptophyta; Magnoliopsida; Santalales; Ximeniaceae. Bases 375 to 1535 code for a protein of 386 amino acids.
GGAGAGAGAGAGAGAGAGAAUUUUUUUUUUCAAAAAAAGGAAGGGAUCCAAAAUAGAUUAGGGCGGGUGGCAAAUUGCACGCCACACAUGCUCGUCUUCUUCAUUUAAUGAUGACGACAUAAACGUCAUACCCAAUUUCGUAACGAGCGUCCCGCCUCCCCAUUUCCAAACACUCACUUCCGCGAAUGACGCUUCCGUCUUCAAUUAUGUAUCUGGAAAUUCCCAUUUCAGGUUCAUAACCCUCUUUCUAUAUUCAUCCGACAUUUAUACUCGCUUUGAGAGAGGAGAGGAAGCUGAGAGAGAGAGAGAGAGGGAUUGCAGUGGACAAGCAGAGGGGACAACCCACGAUCUGAUACGCCCCAAGAGGACCCAUCAUGCCAUCAGGUUCAAAGAAGAGAAAAGCUGCCAAGAAAAAGAAGGAAAAGCGAGCUAACAUCAACUCUUCCGCCAACACCUCUCAUGGAAAUAAUGGUCUGAAAUUGCGUGAUGAGAAAGAGAGUGAUGGUGGCGAAGUUGGUUCUCCUGCAUCUCAGGACCACCAACACCAUGAGCGUCCGUUUGGAGAGGCAGCGGGCGAGGAGGAUAAGACGGACACUUCAUCUGUUCAAUCAUUUGCCUCUGAGAACAAAUCCAUGGAGGAAGCCAGUCAAGAUAAAGGGGGUGAGGGGGUUGUUGAUGUUGUUCCGCAACUGAAGCCUGAGGAGAGCUCCAAGAGGCAAAACAUUAGUAUUGAGUAUGUUGAGCUUGAGAAAGAGUCACAUGAUGAAGGGUCGUUUGGAGAUGAUGGGGGUACCAGCAGGGAUGAUGGGGGCACCAGCAGUAGCAGUAGUUCUGAUGAUGAGAGGAAGUGGAAGGACGAUGCUUCCAACUCUGUGUUGGAGACAACACCUCCUGAUGCUUCAGUUAUGGCUGAGGUUGUUGAUGUGGCAAGGAAGUCAAAGGACGACAGUUACAAUUCUGUAUUGGAAACAACACCUGCUGACGCUUCAGUUAUGACUGAGGUUGUUGAUGUUGUUCCCCCCGGGGAGGCUUGUAAUGUGGUUUUGGAAACUGGUCCUUUGGCUGAGUCAACCAAGCCUGCCCAUUCUUUGCCUGAAGAGGCAGCUUUUGAUACCAAAAUCAUUCCAGUUCCGAAUCUGAAGGUUUCUGAUGGGGUUGAUACUAGUUCAAAGGAACAUGAGAAAUUGUUGCCAUCAUUGCACGAGGUUACUGCAGAUUCACUGACUACAAUAGAUUCCACAUCUAAGAAACAUGAUGAUAAAGUUUUCCCUCUUUCAAAUGAGAAUGUCAGGGUAUCUUCAAUUUCAAGUGGGGUUGUUUCAGCAUCAGCUGAUAAUGAAGAUAAACUGUUGCCACCAUCAGACGUGCCUAGUGUUGGUGUAGGUGAUGGUGCAGAACCCACACAAGGUUCUGAAGAGACUCCUGAAUGCUCUGAAAAUCAGCCCCUGGUAGCUUCAGCUCCACGAUCUGAGCAAACCACUUUCUGGAAGAGUUGCUGUGGACUUUUUGAUGUGCUAACAGGCAGUAAUAGAUAAUUUCUGUUAGUGUGGCAGAAAGAAUUUCCUUGUUGAAGUGGACUUCAGUGCACCAGUCUCAAUUUUCUUGAAGUUUGUGAACUCAGUUUGUAAUAGUUUAAGAAGGGUUUCGGUUCCUGAUGUUUGCGUGGUAUAAUUUUUGUUUUCUAGUUUAAGAAUAAUGGGCUCAAGGCCAAACUACAUAAAUCGGCUUAGCUUGCAGCAAUGUUACUGUUAAGAUUAGCAGCAGUCUCAAUGUCCUAGUUUUUCUUGUUAGUUUUGCAGUGUGUAGAUUUGCUUUACCUAUUUUGGUUCUUUGGGACAGAGUUUGGUUUCUCAUGUUGUGUUCAUUGCUUGAGGAAAUUAUUGUAUUGGAGGGCGAUUCCAUAUUAAAAAAAUCCAUUUUAUUAGGUUGA